Sabethes cyaneus is the source of this 1569-nucleotide messenger RNA. RefSeq lists its product as uncharacterized. The record is from RefSeq and is a predicted model, not a curated record. NCBI's taxonomy places the organism in Eukaryota, Metazoa, Arthropoda, Insecta, Diptera, Culicidae. Gene Ontology annotation, biological process: mitochondrial protein catabolic process; mitophagy by internal vacuole formation. The transcript is spliced from 7 exons. The coding region runs from base 1 to 1569 and encodes 522 amino acids. Gene Ontology annotation, cellular component: mitochondrial outer membrane.
AUGGCCGAUAGCCGCGAACGGAUACGUGGUCCACCACGAGAUGGGCGCGAAGGAUUCACCAGCCCGCGACAAGUACUGCGGCGGUUAAUGUUGCUCUCUGAGGGCCGCCAGUAUCGUGAAGCUGCCACCGUGGUUGGACGUCUGGGACCAUCGGUGUUGCGCUCGGUUGUGGCAGAAUUACCGAUGGACAUCCUGAUCGAAGCGCUACCUCACAGCACCUAUCUGCUGGAGUCAUUUUUCAAUAGACUGAACACAAUUGUGCCGAACCCGAAGCCGGACGUUCCCAGCGAAGCGAUUAUGUGGCAUCUCGUUAAGCUAUUUAGCAACCCGCAUGAAUCCGGCCUGCGGCAGCGAUGUACCAAAUUGGCACAAGCCAUUGGAACUUGGCAACCAUCGCUUCGUGAAGCACUGAUAGCACGCCGUAAACAACUGGAUCAGGCGAUCGAAGGUCUAGGAGUCCACGGGCUUACGGCAGAUCACACAGGGUCACUAAUUUCCCUUCAUGUGGCCUUGAAGAAUGAACUCCAACGACACAUUGAUACUUACAAAACUGCUAUUCAUAAACUGGAAGAGCUGAGUCCCGUAACAGUGAGUCCAGAUCCAGCACAAUCUUCCCAUCAACGGUUGCUGGCCAUCUGCCAUGGUGACAUCCAACAGCGAUUGAUCGACAAUAAGACGCUGCUUACCAUGCUAGACAAGCCAGCACUCAAGCAGCUGGCCCAAUUGGUUGAAAACCUAUCUCAACGAGUACAAAACGACAAGGAGGUACUAUUCUGCGUGGGUCAAAUCCGGAGAAUCGAUACAACGGCGAAUACGGAGGAGAGACCGGCAGCUGGCCUGCUGAUGAACUACUCCCGAGGCUGUGAGGCCGUGCUGGGGUUAAUGGGGCCACUGUGUGCCCCCAGCAGUCCAAUGAGCAACGGAUGCGGCAGCGGAAGUGGAAGUGACGGUUACCAUUCCGAUUCCGAUAGCGACGAAACUAACUCCGAGCUUGUGAGGCUGUACAGUCUUAUGUACAGUAAGCAUCGCGUCGAAACAUUGGAUUCACUCAACAGUUUAAUGCAACUGAAACAUGCUCAUCAACUGAAAGCUAAAAUACUGUUUUCGAUCAUUGUGCUGGCUUUUCGCGCCUGCCAUGGCCUUAAGGAACGCAAGGUGCUAGAGGUUCGCCGGACAUUGCACGUGUUGGAUGCGAACGAUGAUGCGACGGCUGCACUGGACCGAGCAGUACGGCAAAACCUCAAAGAAACCGCGGACCGGUUCCCUAUGGGCGACGUCGAGCGGCAGGUUGCCAAUCAGGUACUAUCGACACUCCAUGAGUACCCCUGUCUGGAGACAUGCGUGCCGCUGAUUCACUACAUCAGCGACUGCGUGCGGUUAGCCUGGAAAAUGACCAAUCAAAUCAUUCCGUACUAUCUGGAUACGGACUUCACACUGGGUCUGCUUCAACCAGAAAAGCACGAACGUUAUCCAAUCUCGGAAAAGCGGUCCGAUAUUAUUCGUGCCUUCCUCUGGCCGGCGCUAAUGCAAAACGGACGAUGCGUCUACAAAGCCGUCGUAGCAACAUAA